This is a messenger RNA of Westerdykella ornata, 1971 nucleotides long. RefSeq names its product FAD/NAD(P)-binding domain-containing protein. The record is from RefSeq and is a predicted model, not a curated record. The coding region runs from base 1 to 1971 and encodes 656 amino acids. Lineage: Eukaryota; Fungi; Ascomycota; Dothideomycetes; Pleosporales; Sporormiaceae. The transcript is spliced from 2 exons. Gene Ontology annotation, molecular function: N,N-dimethylaniline monooxygenase activity; flavin adenine dinucleotide binding; NADP binding.
AUGGGGGAAGCAAUCCGUCGUGUGAACGGCUACGAUCAUGAUGCCUACACCUACUAUCCCGUUCUCAUCGUCGGUGCGGGCGCCUCGGGCAUUGUUAUGGCCUGUAGAUUGAAGGAAGAGCUCGGAUUUGACCAGUUCAGGAUCUUUGAUCGCCAAGGUGGAAUAGGGGGCACUUGGUGGAUCAAUCGCUACCCAGGCGUGGCUUGCGACGUACCAGCGCCCUUCUACUCGUUCUCCUUCUGCCAGAAUCCAAACUGGACCGACUUCCAUCCUCCGGGACGCGAAAUCGUCCACUACUACCAUGAAGUCUGCGAGAAGUACAAAAUCACAGACAAAUUCGAGCUCAACACCGAUGUGGAGCAAUGCCGCUGGCUGGAGAAGGAGCAGAUAUGGGAGGUCACUCUCAGACGUAUGCUGUCAGGCAUGGGUGAUUUGUCUUCCAAGGAUCGAGCCAAGAUCGUCAAGGAGAAGGGCGAGUCGGCCGUAUACUCUGAGACUGAGAUUGUCCGUGCCAAGGUCGUCGUCUCUUGCGUUGGUGGACUAGUGGAGCCCAAAGGCUGGCCUGAUACCAUCCCCGGAAUUGAUGGCUUCAAGGGUAAGGUAUUUCACUCUGCACGUUGGGACGAAACCGUGGAUUUCAAAGACAAGGACGUCGUAGUUGUUGGGACGGGAUGUAGUUCGGCUCAACUGGUCCCCAGGCUACCACAUGCGCCCUACAAUGCUCGUCAUGUUACCCAGCUCAUGCGGUCGCCGCCGUGGGUCGCCCCAAGCACUCCACCACCAGGAGGAGACGAGUGGUGGGAGAAGAACGGUCCAGCAAUAUUGAAGAAUGUUCCCGGUCUCCUCCAACUCCUUCGCUUUGGAAUCUUUCUCGGCGCCGAACUCCAAUGGUUCCAAUAUUUCCCGGAUACCCCCAAAGCGGCCAAGAACCGCCAGAGGUACGAAGAAAAGAUGCUGCAACGCAUGAAACGCAUCGUCCCGGAGAAAUACCACGAAAUGCUCACUCCCAACUACGGCAUCGGCUGCAAGCGCCGCAUCUUCGACAAGCGCUGGUACCAGAGCCUCAAUGACGACCGCAUAGAACUCACCACCCAGCCGCUCACCCGGGUCAACGAGAAGAGCGUCACCCUCGGCCCGGGGGCCCUUUACCCUCCCAACGCCAAACAGGAAGACUACCCCGAGCGUGAAGUCCCCGCGGACGUCAUCGUCCUGGCCAAUGGCUUCGACACCACCAAGUGGCUACAUCCAUUGCGCGUGGCCGGUGUCGGCGGCAAAGACCUCGUCGAAACCAUGGAAGAGCGCGGCGGAGCCCAAGCCUAUCAAGGCACAGCCGUCGAUGGCUUCCCCAAUUUCUUCAUCAUCUUCGGACCCAACACGGCGACGGGGCAUUCCUCCGUCGUCAUGGCUAGCGAGAACAUGGUCAACUAUGCGCUCAAGUUCAUUAAGCCUCUCCUAAAGGGGGAGGUGGCGGUUGUAGAUGUCAAGAAGGAGGCUGAGAUGAAAUAUACCCAGGAAUUGCAGCGGGCGUUGAAGAAGACGGUGUGGAUGAGUGGCGGGUGCACGAGUUGGUACUUCACCGAGGAUGGGUGGAAUUCCACGGUUUACCCGUACGUGCUCUUUGAGAUGUUGAUUAUAUAUCCCGUGCUAACAGCUUCGCUCAGAUACUCCCAACUCGACUUCUACCGCCGCUGCGUGGUCCCCAAGUGGUCCGACUGGAAUAUUGUCUACACGGUCAAAGGCCGCUCCAAGCUUCGUGCUCGACGCGCUCUACGUCUCCUCUUUGGGAUACUUUCCAUCUUCGCUGCGUACCGCCUGCACCACCGAGGCGUCGGCGUCAAGGAUAUCAAGACCUUGGUGCAGCAGCGCGCUCUCGAUGUUGUGACUAGGCUGGCAUAUGUUUGGGGGUUGGCGAAGGCGCAGUUGGCGUCUGCCAGCGUCGAUUUGGGAGGGGUGCGUGGGAUCCGGAAGUGA